AUGUCAUAUCCACCAUAUUUCUACGGGAUAUAUCUUUUCAGCGUGUCUUUCGUGUUAUACAAAGCCUAUCAAUUGUUUAGCCGAAAUCCUCUACACGAACUAGAUGGCCCGCCGUUGACAAGGAUAUUGGGAGGACAUAUGUCUCUAGUGUUAGAUCCAGGUCGAUCGCCGCUCGCGCAUGAGCGUUUCGUGAAAGAGUACGGCCGGAAUGUCCGUAUCCAAGGCAUCCAUCCUUGGGAUGUGCGCCUCCUGCCCAUGGACCCCGUCUCCGUUGCACAUGUCCUGAAGAACUCGACCGUGUACGAAAAGCCAUGGCAGUCCCGCCGUCUCAUCACGGGCCUCAUUGGCUGUGGGCUUCUCGCUGCAGAAGGGCAAAUGCACAAGCGUCAGCGCCGUGUCGUGACUCCUGCUUUCUCAAUUCAAAACAUGCGCGCGUUGGUGCCGCUGGUGUUCUGCAAGGGAGAAGAACUACGGGAUAAGUGGAUGGAGAUGAUUGAAGCGCAAAAUAAGGCGCAGAAAGAGGACGUAAAUGGAACGUCUAUGGUGCUCGAUGUGUCCCAUUGGAUUAGCAGGGCAACAUUUGAUGUGAUCGGUCUAGCGGGAUUUGACUAUCAAUUCAACGCGAUACAAAAUGAAUCGAACGAGCUCUUCUGUGCGUACAAGGAUAUGUUCGAGGUAGCAAUCUCCCAAGGUCAGAGCAUAAAGUCUAUCGCGAGCAUUUACCUUCCUAUCAUCAGCCGCAUCCUUCCUGACAAGCAGUUUCUUGCCGUCCGCCAAGGCCAAGAGACCAUUCAGCGUGUGGCAAGUCAGCUGGUACAAGAAAAAAAGCGCAAGAUCCUGAAAGGGGAGCAAACUGGAAAGUCUUACGAGGGCAAGGAUCUUCUCACUCUUCUCCUCAAAUCGAACGUUGCGACAGACUUGCCUGAAGAACAACGCAUCUCUGACGAUGACAUCCUGCACAACAUCAACACUUUCAUGUUCGCGGGGUCAGACACGACAUCUCUUGCUCUCACCUGGACGCUCGUUCUUCUUGCUAAGUUCCCUGACUGGCAAAUCCGGUUGCGUAAUGAACUGCUCUCCAUCCGCCCGUCCACUCCGCAUGCUACCCUCUGCGCUGAUGAAGUAGAGUCCCUCUACACCGUGCUCUCUGCGCUCCCAUUGCUGCACAACGUCUGCCGCGAGUCAUUGAGACUGAUCCCUCCUGUGCACUCCUCGCUCCGAGUCGCGACGCGGGAUGACGUCGUGCCGGUGUCAGCACCAUUCACCAGCAAGGACGGGAUCCUGCGGGACAGCAUACUGGUACCGAAUGGGACGUUCGUCCACAUCCCGGUCGAAGCCAUGAACUUGGACAAGGAGAUCUGGGGGCCAGAUGCAUGGCAGUUCAAUCCUGACCGCUGGGAUAGCUUGCCCGAUGCUGCCGCUGCGCUUCCCGGGUUGUUCUCCAACACAUUAACAUUUUCUGCGGGUCCACGGUCGUGUAUUGGGCAACGGUUCUCGAUGAUCGAGAUGAAAACCUUCCUGUACAUCUUGCUCACCGACUUCGCCUUCUCGGAGAGCGGGGAAAAGGUCGUGAAAGCGAAUGUCGUGUUGACGAGACCGUACAUCUCUGGGCGAUUUAAGGACGGCAGCCAGUGCCCUUUGGUCGUCCGACCCUAUGUCGCGGCAUGAGAGAUCUGCGAGUGUGGAGAGUUGUGAGAUGAGUAUUUAUAGCGUUCGUUCGUGCUCUAUUUCCGGGUCUCGUCCUUUUUAUAUACUGCGUGUAUUUCUAGUGUGAUGUUGUACUUCCUCGUAAAUUGUGCCUAUGCCAUGGCAGAUAACAUG
This is a messenger RNA of Heterobasidion irregulare TC 32-1, 1821 nucleotides long. RefSeq names its product cytochrome P450 monooxygenase 43 (gene cyp43). The transcript has 9 exons. Gene Ontology annotation, molecular function: monooxygenase activity; iron ion binding; oxidoreductase activity, acting on paired donors, with incorporation or reduction of molecular oxygen. The record is from RefSeq and is a predicted model, not a curated record. Bases 1 to 1668 code for a protein of 555 amino acids. NCBI's taxonomy places the organism in Eukaryota, Fungi, Basidiomycota, Agaricomycetes, Russulales, Bondarzewiaceae.